Molecule: messenger RNA, 3910 nt
Organism: Equus quagga
Lineage: Eukaryota; Metazoa; Chordata; Mammalia; Perissodactyla; Equidae
Gene: PYGB
Product: glycogen phosphorylase B
Exons: 20
Coding region: 108-2645 (845 amino acids)
Biological process (GO): glycogen catabolic process
Cellular component (GO): cytoplasm
Molecular function (GO): glycogen phosphorylase activity; pyridoxal phosphate binding
Source: RefSeq, a predicted model, not a curated record
UCAGCCAGCGUCGCUGCAGUCCCCGGCGCCACAGCCGCCGCAGCAUCCCAGGUGUCCGCGUGUCCUCGCUGCCCUCGGUCUCCUUUUGCUCCUCUUCGCCUGGCGAGAUGGCGAAGCCGCUGACGGACAGCGAGAAGCGGAAGCAGAUCAGUGUGCGCGGGAUCGCGGGGCUGGGCGACGUGGCCGAGGUGCGGAAGAGCUUCAACCGGCACCUGCACUUCACGCUGGUCAAGGACCGCAACGUGGCCACGCCCCGCGACUACUUCUUCGCGCUGGCGCACACCGUGCGCGACCACCUGGUCGGCCGCUGGAUCCGCACGCAGCAGCACUACUACGAGCGCGACCCCAAGCGCAUCUAUUAUCUUUCCCUGGAAUUCUACAUGGGCCGCACGCUGCAGAACACAAUGGUGAACCUGGGCCUUCAGAAUGCUUGUGACGAAGCCAUCUAUCAGUUGGGGUUGGACUUGGAAGAACUCGAGGAAAUAGAAGAGGAUGCCGGCCUUGGGAACGGAGGCUUGGGGAGGCUGGCAGCCUGCUUCCUUGACUCGAUGGCCACCUUGGGCCUGGCAGCAUACGGCUAUGGAAUCCGCUAUGAGUUUGGCAUUUUUAACCAGAAGAUUGUCAAUGGCUGGCAGGUGGAGGAGGCCGAUGACUGGCUGCGCUACGGCAACCCCUGGGAGAAAGCCCGGCCUGAGUACAUGCUUCCUGUGCACUUCUAUGGGAGAGUGGAGCACACCCCCGAGGGCGUGAGGUGGCUGGACACACAGGUGGUGCUGGCCAUGCCCUACGACACCCCAGUGCCGGGCUACAAGAAUAACACCGUUAACACCAUGAGGCUGUGGUCCGCCAAGGCGCCCAAUGACUUCAAGCUCCACGACUUUAACGUGGGUGGCUACAUCGAGGCGGUCCUGGACAGGAACCUGGCCGAGAACAUCUCUAGAGUCCUGUAUCCGAAUGACAAUUUCUUUGAGGGGAAGGAGCUCCGCCUGAAGCAGGAGUACUUUGUGGUGGCUGCCACCCUCCAGGACAUCAUUCGCCGCUUCAAGUCCUCCAAGUUCGGCUGCCGGGAUCCAGUGAGAACUUGUUUCGAGACGUUCCCAGACAAGGUUGCCAUCCAGCUGAACGACACCCACCCGGCCCUUGCCAUCCCCGAGCUCAUGCGCAUCCUGGUGGACGUGGAGAAAGUGGACUGGGACAAGGCCUGGGAAAUCACGAAGAAGACCUGCGCGUACACCAACCACACUGUCUGGGGUGCGGCAGCCCCGGGAUUUUCUUGGACGGAGCAGAACUUCCGUCGGGGAGCCCCUGGAAUCCCCUGCCCUCCUGCUCAUGGUUCUCUGACUUGGAAACAGCACGUGGCCGCCCUGUUCCCUGGCGAUGUGGACCGCCUGCGGAGGAUGUCUGUCAUCGAGGAGGGGGACUGCAAGCGGAUUAACAUGGCCCACCUGUGCGUGAUCGGCACCCACGCUGUCAACGGCGUGGCAAGGAUCCACUCGGAGAUCGUGAAGCAGUCAGUCUUUAAGGAUUUUUACGAGCUAGAGCCAGAGAAGUUCCAGAACAAGACGAACGGCAUCACGCCGCGGCGGUGGCUGCUCCUGUGCAACCCGGGCCUGGCUGACACCAUCGUGGAGAAAAUUGGGGAGGGUUUCCUGACCGACCUGAGCCAGCUAAAGAAGCUGCUGCCGUUGGCCAGUGACGAGGCACUCAUCAGGGAUGUGGCCAAGGUCAAGCAGGAAAACAAGCUCAAGUUCUCUGCCUUCCUGGAGAAGGAGUACAAGGUGAAGAUCAACCCCUCCUCCAUGUUCGAUGUGCAUGUGAAGAGGAUCCACGAGUACAAGCGGCAGCUGCUGAACUGCCUGCACGUGGUCACCCUGUACAACCGAAUAAAGAAGGACCCGGCCAGGCCCUUUGUGCCCAGGACUGUCAUGAUUGGGGGCAAGGCAGCCCCUGGUUACCACAUGGCUAAGAUGAUCAUCAAGCUGGUCACGUCCAUCGGCGAUGUCGUCAACCAUGAUCCAGUUGUGGGCGACAGGCUCAAAGUGAUCUUCCUGGAGAACUACCGUGUGUCCUUGGCCGAGAAAGUGAUCCCCGCCGCAGACCUGUCGCAGCAGAUCUCCACGGCGGGCACUGAGGCCUCAGGCACGGGCAACAUGAAGUUCAUGCUCAACGGGGCCCUCACCAUCGGCACCAUGGACGGGGCCAACGUGGAGAUGGCUGAGGAAGCCGGGGCCGAGAACCUCUUCAUCUUUGGCCUGCGGGUGGAGGACGUUGAGGCUCUGGACCAGAAAGGGUACCAUGCCAGAGAGUACUACGACCGCCUGCCCGAGCUGAGGCAGGCUGUGGACCAGAUCAGCAGCGGCUUCUUCUCCCCCAAAGAGCCAGACUGCUUUAAGGAUGUUGUCAACAUGCUGUUGAACCACGACAGGUUCAAAGUGUUUGCGGAUUAUGAAGCAUACGUGGCCUGCCAGGGCCAGGUGGACCAGCUCUACCGGAACCCCAAGGAGUGGACCAAGAAGGUCAUCAAGAACAUUGCCUGCUCGGGCAAGUUCUCCAGCGACCGGACCAUCACGGAGUACGCACGGGACAUCUGGGGCGUGGAGCCCUCUGACCUGCAGAUCCCGCCCCCCAAUCUCCCCAAGGACUAGGCACCCCAGCACCCCUGGGACCAGUGGGCUUUUCUUUUCUUGUUGACUAAGCACCUCAUGCCAGUUUCCAAGCACUUUGCCAGCAGCCAGUGGUCCCUGCUUUUUUCAUUGCUGUGUUUCCAGGAGGGCCUUGGGGAUCGUGGUGGUGGCCUGGGGGGUUGGGGCAAGGAAGGAGAGGUGCUGAGAGUGAGGCGCUCCCGUGUUUCCUGCCAGAAAGCAAAGUUCGCAGCAUCAUCAGGGCUGGGCUCCUCUGAGACCUUGCAUGCACCUUGCUGUGAGCUUGUUUUUGGUUUUGAACCUCUGGAUUCUGGGGUCUGGCCAGGUGGCCAUAGUGAAGCCUGGGGAAGUGUUUCUGCAGCACCUGGUCUGGCUGGCCGGUGUGGCCCCAAGUCCUCCCUGGCCCAGUUCUGCUUGGCUGUGCCGAGAGGGUCCACUGCUCCGGCCGUUUUCACAGCUGCCGUGUGGGGUGCUCUGGCAGAGUUUCCCGAUUGAUCAGAGAAGGGGCCUCAGGACAACUGAGGGUGACAUUGGGGAGGGCACCUGUCCAGCAUCUAGGAGGCCUCAGGACAGGCUGACUGAUGCAAAGUUAGCUUGGUUUUGCUUUUUCAAAAGAAAAGUUAACUUCACAAGGAAAUGAAACUAGCUGAAACUUUUUCUUUUUUAGCAGCAAAAAUUGUACUUUUGACAUUUCACACCGCGGGAGGCGAUACUGCGAAGUUUUUGCCUGGCCCUGGGGGCUCUUUGUGGGAGGCUGAUGCCCAGCCCUGGCCUCAGAUCCCUGUGUCCCAUCUCCCCCCAACCCCCCUGCUGCAGUGCCCCACGUCGUGCACUUCCUGUCUUCCAAGGCUGGCCUCCCUUCUUCAUUUUCCACCAGUGCGACAACCUGGUCUGGAAAAGGACUGGGUGGGUCCAGAGGGGAGCCCACUUUCCACUCUGCCUGGAUGGCAGGCUAGUGCUGGAGGGCCACCCAGAGAGCUGGGAGCGGGCAGGAGCGCCCUUCCAGAGGCUCUGACCGCUUGAUGCUGGACCUGGGCAGCACGGGGCUCUGGCCUCGUCCCGGGUCCCGGCUGCUCACAGAACCAGGCAGUGGAGGAUCUGCUCACAGGCCCACUUCACGAGUACUGCUGGGGACUGCGGGGAGGGAUGUGUUAGGGGGCUAUGGUGGCCCCCCAACACCCUCCGCUGCCCCCUGAGGCUGUGACUGUCACUGCACCACCUGCUGUUACUGCCUCGUGAGAGCAGCCCAUUAAACGUCCUGCCCCUGG